CAUCAGUCCACUUUCUCUCCCCCAGGUGGCCAUGCACAGCUGUUAAAAAUGAUUACAUGCUUCAUAUCGGCUUUUUUCUUGUUGCUCUUUUUAUACUUUGAGGGAUUUGUGUGCUCUAGCAUGAGCUGUCUCUCCUCUGUCUGUCUUCUCCAGUGUGUGGUACUGAUUCUCUCAACAAAGAUUGUGGGGAGUCAGGAUGCAGUUGCAGGGAUCUGGCAGUGGCAGGCCAGUCUGCACAGACAGAGCAGCCAUUUUUAUGGAGGCUCCUUUAUCAACAAAGAGUGGGUCCUGACUGCUGCUUAUUGCUUCUCCAGAUUAGCAUCAACUCCCUUCAUUCUCAGCACCAGCACGUCCGGCCUGCUUGUCUACCUGGGCCGGCAGAAUCAGCAAAGCAUCAACUCCAACGAGGUAUCCCAAACAGUCUCUCAGAUCAUCCGCCACCCGAACUACAACAGUGCAACCAACGACAAUGACAUAUGUUUGCUGAAGCUCUCGUCAUCCGUCCCCUUCACUGACUACAUCCAGCCGGUCUGCCUGGCAGCAGUGGGCAGCACCUACUACACUGGCACUACUAGCUGGGUCACCGGAUGGGGCGAUAUCAAUAGUGGGGUUGAGUUCUGAUGGUCCCGAUGCUGACUUUGCAUUGACAAGCCAUACAUACCCUUUAUGUACCUAUACAUGUAACCACUUUUUUUGCCCAUUCCGUUUGUAC
Salmo salar (Atlantic salmon) is the source of this 712-nucleotide messenger RNA. The record is from RefSeq and is a predicted model, not a curated record. Lineage: Eukaryota; Metazoa; Chordata; Actinopteri; Salmoniformes; Salmonidae.